Molecule: messenger RNA, 603 nt
Organism: Aaosphaeria arxii CBS 175.79
Lineage: Eukaryota; Fungi; Ascomycota; Dothideomycetes; Pleosporales
Product: Glyoxalase/Bleomycin resistance protein/Dihydroxybiphenyl dioxygenase
Exons: 3
Coding region: 1-603 (200 amino acids)
Source: RefSeq, a predicted model, not a curated record
AUGGCAACUAAUCCCAAUCAUCCGCCUGGCCCUUAUGCGCCUGGUGAGCAUAUUGUCCCGCCUCCACGAGCACAAUCGCCAGCGACAGCGGAAUAUCGCUUGAAUCACCUUAUGCUGCGAAUAAAAGACCCUGACAAGAGCUUGCGCUUCUACAACGACUGUUUUGGGUUGCAUGUGGUGUUUAUCUUUAAUACGGGACCUUGGACUAUCUACUACCUUGGGCCACGUGAUGUUGAAAUUUCAACGACCGGAACUAACAAGGGCCUUCUUGAAUUAUAUCACAUACCGUCCGACAAUUUGACGAAGUACACUUCUGGCAACGACUACAACAAUCCGAGGAGUAUUGGAUUCGGACACAUUGGGUUCACGGUACCAGAUGUCGAAGAGACGCUGAAGCGGGUCCAGAGCUUUGGGUUUGAAGUCAUCAAGCCACUCGACGAGGCAAAGACAGAACAGAUGGCCGUGAAUGAUUCUAUUGUAGGGGGAAAGGAGGGGUUAAUAGAUGAAGGGUAUAAGCACGUGUUCAGGCAGUUAGCUUUUGUGAAGGAUCCCGAUGGGUAUUGGGUGGAAAUAGUACCACAAGCCAUAAAACCUCGACCGUAA